Molecule: messenger RNA, 2644 nt
Organism: Capsicum annuum
Lineage: Eukaryota; Viridiplantae; Streptophyta; Magnoliopsida; Solanales; Solanaceae
Product: probable LRR receptor-like serine/threonine-protein kinase At1g07550
Exons: 8
Coding region: 669-1958 (429 amino acids)
Biological process (GO): protein phosphorylation
Molecular function (GO): ATP binding; protein kinase activity
Source: RefSeq, a predicted model, not a curated record
CCUCUUUAGCCAAAUGCCUUUUCUUUAUUACUCCUCCAUCUACUUGACUUGUUCUUCUUUCUUAUUAAGGAAAGAGAUUUAGCCUCCAUUUGUUUGUGUUAAUAUAUGAGCAAAGGCUUUAGCAUUUCAAGCAAUAUGAAUUGCUUCAAAGCAGCAGCAUUAAUGAUCAUGUCCAUCAUGUUUUUGUCCAUAUCAUUGGACUUUUUCUCAGACCAAUAGUCUCAACAAGUCUCAAUAAGUCGUACAACUUUAGACAAUUACACUUGGGACACUUUCCAUAUCUUUGGAUUCUAAGAGUUUUUUCUCAGACCAAUAGUCUCAACAAGUGUGUCCUGGAUAUGAACAUUUCAGGGGAGGCCUGUACAACUUUAGACAAUUACACUUGGGCUGGUUUUUUAAAUGAUCACCCUUGUUGUGGAUUAGCUUUCAAUACAUAUUUACGAGCAUUGGCAUGUUGGACUAACCAAACAAGACAUAUGUUUCUCAAUUCCACACAACAAAGUGACUGCUUAACUUUGAUGAAUAACAAUAGUACUUCUGAUAACUUUAGCUGUGGCGUUGAAAAGUUGACUAGUACUGGUGAAGGAGGCUGCUCUAAUUAUUCAUAGAUCGACGUUGAGAACAAACUUGGAAGCAGAUUGAAAAGUCUGAGAGAUGACUGUAGGCUAAUGGAUUCAGGAGGAGGAGGACUUACUAAGGGUUGCAACAAGUGUUUGAGGACAUGGAGAGAAAUAGCGAAAAAUGAUACGACGGAACUUGAAGAUGAUAUUUGUAGAUUUAGUAUGCUGAUUUUAUUAACAAGCCAAAGAGUUUCUGAUGAGAGUUGGGUUGACAAAAUCUUUCAUUGCCUAGGAGACAAUUCUCUUCCUUUAGCUUUUGCGGAUGAGUGUGGAAAUGAAACUAGACGUCGAACUAAAUUUAAAACUGAUCUUUGGAUUCUAAUUGGUGGCGUAGUGGGUAUGGUGUUAGUAAUAAUCGUUGCGUUGUGGAUCUUAUCGAAAAGGAAGGUUGAAGUUAAACCAUCAAAUGGAAGAUAUAUAUCAGAUGAAUUUUACUCGGAGGAAUCAACCUAUCGUAGACUAUCACUUAAAGAAAUUUACUCCGCAACUGACAAUCUUAGCAUGUCCAACUUUAUAGGUCAAGGCCUAGCUGGAAAAGUAUACAAAGGAAUUCUGGCAGAUAGAAAACAUGUGGCAGUUAAGCACAUAAUUAAAGAUGAACAGAUGGAAACAUUUGUUAGAGAAGUUACAAGUCUCUGGCAUAUCAAACAUCCAAACCUUGUAUCCCUGCUAGGCCAUUAUGAUGGACCAAAUGAGUGUUUUCUAGUUUAUGAGCUACGCCACAAUGGAAAUAUUUCCGAAUGGCUAUUUGGUAAAAGUAAAUAUCACUUGUGGAGACGCGGACUAGAAAUUGCACUUGAUUGUGCCCGUGGUCUCCUCUUUCUCCACUCAUUGCCUGAAGGCUCCAUUGUUCACCGGGAUAUCAAGCCAGCAAACAUUCUUCUAUCUGCCAGCUUUGAAGCCAAACUCUCAGACUUUGGUCUGUCCAAAAUUAUUAGCAUUGGCCACUCAUAUGCCAGCUCAGAAGUGAGAGGAACCUUUGGUUAUGUUGAUCCUGAGUACCACAAGAACCGGCAUGUUAAUACUUAUGGUGAUGUCUAUAGCUUUGGGAUAGUGCUGCUACAACUUUUAUCUGGACAAAGGGUUAUCAACGUGGAUUUGAAGAAGCCUAUGCCUCUAAAUAAAAUGGCGAAAAACUUGACCAAAGGUGGGAACAUCAAAAAAAUUGCUGAUCCAAAACUGGAGGGAAAAUUCUCAAUGGUGGCAUUUGAACUUGUAUUUAAGCUAGCUUUGAGUAGCAUAGGGCUUAAGAAGCAAACACCAUCCAUGGAACAGGUGGUUAUUAAACUCGAAGAGGCUCUUGAUUUAUCAACACGAAUUGAGUCAGUCCAUCCUUAGUUCAAGUCAAUCCAUUCUCUUUAUCUGGUUAGUCCAGAUUAAAUCUGAUAGCUCACGUACUGAUACGAGUACGAUCACGAUCAUGGACACUUUUUGAUUAUUUUAAAGACCACCUAAAGAGUGCACAAGUCUAAGUGUGAAGGAGGCCCAAAACCGUCCCAAGCACACUCCAUGGGCUGUUUUUGGGGCCCUUUUCUUUAAAGGGUCUUUUAUUCUUUUGCCUUUUAUUUUGUAAUGUAAUAUAAAUUAAACAUUGUAAGGUUUUAGUUGGUAGUUUUUAUGAAUGUUGAAGAAAGAACACUCCUCUUAGAGAGAGAGAGUCCACAACCGAUACUAGGGCCUAGUAUAAGGGUGGAUUCUCUUGUAUGUUGCAUUUUGCUUGAUACGUUGGUGCUUGGGUGGUGGACGCCUCUCUUGUGUCAAUUGUAAGAGUUAGGUGUUUGUUGUGUGAAGUGUUAAAGGUCCAAGAGUGGAAUAUGCUCUUGGAUUGUUAAGACUACAUCAGCACUUGUCUAACUAUCUAUCUUGUAUCUUGUUUUGGUUUCGGUUUCUUGUGUUCUUAAUGUAACCCGUUUGUUCUUGUUGCUAUUGUAAUAUUGUGGAGCUUCAUCUUGUGUUUCUAAACUUGUUGUUGGCUGGCUGUUUUGGUGUAUUAACACCUUGUAUCCUCUUCUUUCUUGUUCUAG